Belonocnema kinseyi is the source of this 3519-nucleotide messenger RNA. RefSeq lists its product as uncharacterized. The record is from RefSeq and is a predicted model, not a curated record. Lineage: Eukaryota; Metazoa; Arthropoda; Insecta; Hymenoptera; Cynipidae. Gene Ontology annotation, cellular component: cytoplasm. Bases 333 to 3095 code for a protein of 920 amino acids. Gene Ontology annotation, molecular function: GTPase activator activity. Gene Ontology annotation, biological process: signal transduction; regulation of small GTPase mediated signal transduction. The transcript is spliced from 7 exons.
UUUUUUGUUCUUGUGUGUGUAUUUCAGUGUAUUUUUUGUUGGUAGUGUUUGAUGAGUACUUGUUGCAGUAGCCAAACCGGGUGAAGAAUUUUCUCAGAUUUCCCCUAUUUCCAUUAAAAUUCUGAGACAAGUUUUCCGUACCUUAAUCGAUUUCCAUUAGCUAAAAAUAUGUGCUGCUUAGAAACCAUGAAAAGUGAGGUUAUUUUGAAACGAAAGCAGUUUUUCCGAAGUGCCUAUAACCGUCGUUGAAGAGUUUGGAAGUGUGUACCGCUAGACGCAAUUUAAAUAUGAAAGAACGUGAUUAAUCAGAUUUCCCUAUUUUGUAAUCAACGAUGGAAGAUUUUAACGAUGGAGUUGAUGGCAAGCAAGCCUCCAGGUUACGAACUGUUAAUUCGGAGCAAUUCCAGACCCUUGUCAAAAUGCAUCUAUCUUUUGAAUUGGACCGAAAUACAGAGGACAAUGAUUGCAUUAUUGAAAAGGCAAAAAUAAAGAAAUGGGGACUACCGAGUUUUUCCAAAAAACCCAAGUCGACUAUGAAUUUACAAAAAGGUCACGAAGGUGCGGCAUUAACACAAGAGGGCAUAAAUCAAGUUCAACGUUUAAUAGAAUACCUCUCUCAAGAACAAUGUAUAAUGCAAGAGGGAAUAUUCAGACGCACUGGAAAACUGACAAGGCAACAAGAUCUAAAAACUUCAUUGUAUCAUGCCCUUCCGCUGGAUCUUUCAGCGGGCAGAUUUAGCGUGCAUGAUUGCGCAUCUGUUCUCAAAGGUUUCCUCGCUGAUCUUCCUGAACCUCUUUUGACAGAUUUGCAUUACCCAGUUCACUGCCAAAUAGCAGAAUUGUGCAGUAACGAAACAAAUGCAAAUGAUGCCCGACUUUUGAGAGCGCUUCAGCUCUUGUUGUUGCUUUUGCCGCCAAAGAAUAGAGUAUUGCUGAAGCAUGUCUUGAACCUUUUGAAUAAAACUGCGUCCUUUGAAGCUAACAACAAAAUGAAUUGUGAUACACUAGCUACUUUAUUUACACCACAUUUAAUGUGUCCAAGGAAAUUAUCCCCUGAAGCUCUGCACAUAAACUCACAAAACUUGUCUGGAAUUGUUGCUUUUAUGAUCAAGAAGGGUUUGGAAUUGUUCGAGAUUCCACCCAAGUUAGCAAUGGAUAUCAGAGCUUAUUGGGUUGAACAAGAGAGGAAGCUCCUGAGUCCAAGAAACGCAGACCUGAACGAGUCAAUAUCGGACACGACAGGGACGGCCCGCACGGUUUUCAGUUUUGUGGAUCAUCAAUUAACAGCCCAAGCCACAGCUUCUCAAGACACACAAGCGGCCUUGGCUCAACUCUACGCGUACAUUCAAUCCAUGCCCGAGUCUGCGAAAAAACGAAAAUUGGUUAAGCAAUUUAAUAAAGAAAAUGGACAAGGAACUCCGCGACCCGUGAAACAUGACCGUACUAAAAGCCUGGGCGACUCUAUAAAGAAACACAUUUUCCAGAAGAAACUUUUGGGCCACAAGAAACUGACGGAUUUAAAAAUCGGAUGUAAUUUUAGCCGGUCCAGCAGUGAGGAAAAUAUAUUAUCAACACCUCUUGACAAACCAAGGCUUCCUCCAAAAGGGACACUAAGCAAAUCGGAGGAUGAGCUUAGCACCGACAGCUUUGGCGUACUAGAGACAGAAAAUCUCUUUAAAAUUAAGCAUAUGAGUAGCAGUACGGGUAGUCUUGAUACUCCUACUUUAUCAACUCUCAAAGCAGAAAAUCGUCGAGUUCUCAACUUUGAGAGUAUUGACGAAGAACAGUCUCAUUCCCCAGCAUUCAGUGAAUUGAAUCUGAGUGAAAUGGAAGAGCAUAUGAACUCCCAUCGAACAUCUUCGACUGAAAAGACGCGUAAUUCGUCGGACGUUCACGUCUCUAAUGACGUUAGAUUGUCCCGACACAGUAGCGAACCUCCAAAUAUGUAUUCGUCCCAGACAAACUUGGGCAGAGUGAAUGAAAACGAAUUAGUCAGACCGCAAUCUGAUCCUGCAAUUCCGACGUCGAAGAGGUCAAAUAUUGAGGUUGUCUUCACUCGUCGAUUAUCGACUUCGAGUCUCGGAUCACAGUAUUCGAAUUCGGACAAGGAUUCUCCAAAGUCAAAUAAGAAUUCCGGAAAAUCAGACAAAACCACUAACGGUUCGGGUAAAACGUCUUCUUCUCCUAUAAAAAGUAUCUUGAGGAAUGUUUUCACAGCACAUACAUCGACACCAUCGAAUUUUCUGCGACGAAGCUUGGCUACAAAUGAGUAUAUGUUAACACCAAUUACGGAUGCCGAUAACAGCAUGAGCCCGAUUACUCAAAGUGCUACUAAGAUGAGCAAGGCUAUGCAGGAAAAUAUAAUGACGCCCCGAUCUCGAAAACCUGUUGUGAUGUCUUCAGUCACAAAUAUCUGCAAUCUUUCAACAUUGCACAGCGAUACAAUCCAAUGCCAUCCUAGCUCUCAUUUGCGAGGAUUCAACACAGACCUAGUGUUCCGGAAAGGUUGCACUUCCAUUAUAGAAGAAUCGCCAAUUUCCUCCGAUACCUGUUAUGAUGAAGCUCAUCUUCAGAAUAAGGAAAACGUUCGCGCACAUCUACAAAACGACCAAAACUACGUCAUGUCACCAGAAUUUGACGGCAUUUCAAGCGUUCAAAAAAGUUCCUCUAUCACGAGCACCUUCAAAGAAUACCUUUUGUCAAGAAGUGUCCUCACCGCGAGUCCAGUUGACCUGAGUUUCGCAUCCCGUACUGGAGAUUUCGAACCAUCCGAAUCAGACUUAAAUAUUUUCAAUGAAGACGCACUAUCUGACAGUCUUCUGAAUUGUCUCGAUGGCAACAAUCCGAGUUCUGAUACCUCAGGAAUCGCCUCUGGCAGCACAAACAGUGCAGAUAAUUCAGCAGAAAAAAUGGAAGAGCUCACUUCGCCCAGAAAACGUGGAACGAGUUCGCAACGCAACGAUUCCAAGCGAGCCAUCAAGAAGAAAAAUACCUUUAGCAAUUCGAAAAAUCAAGCCCUGAUGCACAAACAGCUCAGUGAUUCGACUCUAAACUCGCUCAGAAGUAAUGAAGUACCCCCGGAAACUGCGUUCUGAAGUAAAAAAAAAACACACACAAAAGAAAAGUUUACACUUAUGUGUAAGUAAAAUCUAUACUUAUAUGUAAGUAAAACUAAAAGGCUUCUGCACAAUUAUAGAUUCAAAUUGUUAUAUUUAAAUUAGACAGAGAGGUAAAGUUAUCGUGUUAGCAUUAUUUUUUAUCGUAGCAUUUAUUUGUUACAUUACCGGACUAAAUCACGUUCGUCGACGAUGUUGCAAAGUGGAAACUACUUCGUAAAAUACGAGAAACUUUGCUAAAAGCUUGGCUCGAUGUUUUUUCAUGGCUUCUUAUUUGUUUUAAACGGUGUAUGUAAAACGUGAAUCUAACCGGAAGUCUGACUGUUGUCAAGGAGACAUUGUAUUCUUGGAAAACUUCUUAAAGUAUUAAUCUAUUAAUAAACUCGCAUUUUUACUAAUAGGA